Medicago truncatula (barrel medic) is the source of this 1380-nucleotide messenger RNA. RefSeq lists its product as uncharacterized. The coding region runs from base 1 to 1380 and encodes 459 amino acids. The record is from RefSeq and is a predicted model, not a curated record. Lineage: Eukaryota; Viridiplantae; Streptophyta; Magnoliopsida; Fabales; Fabaceae. The transcript has 2 exons. Gene Ontology annotation, molecular function: nucleic acid binding.
AUGCCUCUAAAUAUUGAUUUAAACACUCCUAUUGAUCCUGAAAUGAUAGAAUUCAACUUAUUAUCUUCCAUUGAUCUAAAUGAUCCCUCUUCAAGUACUUUUAAUGUAUCUUCCAUUGAUUUAAAUGUGUAUCCAUCAAAUGAAGAAGAGGAAAAAGAACAUGAAGAAAUAUGUCAAGAUGAAUUUCAAGAUUCAUUUUCCAGUAAUGAUGAAAGUAAUAACGACCCCAUUUUAGAUCAAAUUCUAGCAGCCAUGGAAGAAGACAUGGUUCAACAUGGGACACAACAGUCUGAUAACGAGCGCAACUUCUUGAACAAUGAUGAACGAAAAACUGUCUCUCAGUUAUUGAGAAAGAACAGUAAUGGUGAAAAACUUAACCGCGGGACUGUUAGAUGGAUUGCUACAUCAUAUUCGGUCUCAAUGUCAGCUAUUUAUCGACUUUGGAAGCAAGUACGUCAAACGGGUGAUUCUUCCCAUAAAAGAACAAAAAAUUGUGGUCGGAAAAGAGUAGAGAUACAUAUUGAGAAAGUGCGCAACAUUCCAUUAGCUAAGCAUAGCACUCAAAGGGGGUUAGCUAAAGCAUUGGGCAUUAGCAAGACGGCAUUGAUGAAGUUUAUCAAAGAUGGAAUUUUGCAUCGUAAUUCAAAUACACUAAAGCCACACUUGAAAGAUAGUAAUAUGAAAGCUCGACUCAAAUUUUGCUUGUCCAUGCUUGAUGAAACUAGCAUUCCUCAUGACCCACAAUUUAAGUCCAUGUAUAAUGUUGUGCACAUAGAUGAGAAAUGGUUUUACAUGACUAAAAAGACCGCAAACUAUUACCUUCUUGCAGAUGAGAAUAAGCCAUACCGCACAUCCAACAAUAAAAAUUACCUUGGUAAGGUAAUGUUUUUAGUUGCAGUGGCUAGACCUAGAUUUGAUGAUGAAGGAAAAGAGACAUUUUCAGGAAAAAUUGGUGUGUGGCCUCUAGUUCAUCAAGUUGCAGCAAGAAGAUCAAGUGUCAAUAGACCCUCGGGUACACUCGAAACAAAACUGAUUGGUUCUAUCAAUAGAGAAGUUACCCGUUCGUUUUAUAUAAAUAAAGUUUUACCGGCCAUUAAACAAUUUUGGCCACAAGAACAUGCAAUGGAAACAAUUUAUAUACAACAAGAUAACGCGCCAUGCCAUAUUUCUCCUGAUGAUGAAGAAUUUUGUAGAGCAGCUUCUGAAGGUGGGUUUGACAUUCGAUUGAUAUGUCAACCACCUAACUCUCCCGAUUUGAAUGUUUUGGAUUUGGGUUUCUUUAGUGUCAUUCAAUCAUUGCAGCAACAAGAAGUUACUAUAGAUCAGUUGAUGAGCUUAUCGAAGUUGUGCAAAAAUCAUAUGAUGAUUUUUCUAGCAUAG